AUGUCACAAAAGCCGCGCGUUCUCGUGCUUGGAGGCCUAAAUGUUUGUUCAGGCCAGUUACUUCGAUACCUCGUUGCCCCCGAGGGGAAACCCGAUCUCCUCGUCUCGCCGUUGGAAGUGCCCGCCAAAUCAUGCGCAUACUCACUUGAUUUCUAUGUCUUUAUCGCCUAUGCCUCCAACCUCCUUGCAUCUGUCAGCUAUCUAGGGUCGCGCGUUCGAGCUGUGUUUGACAAUCCAAUAAUCGAAUAUCGUCAAGCAAAUUUGGCGAUACCUAACAUUGUCUCGUCUGUAUUCGAGCCACCAUCCUCUGGUGCAUCGGAACUUUCGUGGGACAUUGUUUUCGACUUCACAGGAGAGAUUCGGUAUGAGCGCUCAGAUGACCAUCACCUCCAGCAGACUGCCAAAGUGGCGCAGCUUCUGGGUCAGGAAGCGGCGAAGCGGAAAGUUGGGGCCUAUGUCAGGAUUACGCAUCCUUUCUACCACACUUCCACUUCAGAUAAACCCUCAAAGGAGAAAGAUAGGGCGAAAGGAUUGACAAAGGAACAUGAAGGCGUUAAGCCCGCAAGUGUUAGGGGAUACUGGUGGCAUGAAGCCCUCAGAGCGCUGGCUGCUAUCCAAGGACUUAAUCUUGUCAUAGUGAGAGUUGGUGCCGCCUACGGACCUCAACAGACGUUUGGUACAGUUCACUCCCGUAUCAUUGUCGGCCGAGUGUAUCAGUACAGGCAAUGGGAGAUGAAGUACCUAUGGACACCUGGCCUUCGAUACAAUACAGUUCAUGCAUGGGACGUCGCCGGUGCAGUGUGGGAGGUCGGGAAAUGGAUGCUCGCGACGGGUAGGGCUCAAGCCGACGAGAUCGCCGGAGAAACGAUACAGCACUUCCCUGCGAAGGCUAAGGACGUCGAGGAAAAGGCAGCUGCGUUUCUGGAUACGAAGAUCGAGCCUAAAGCGCCGCUGUUCAACUUGGUCGACGACGGUGAUACGACACUAAAGGACAUCGGAGAAGCCAUCAGUGAAGUUUUAGAAUUAGACUUCAGUUUCUAUGGGAUGCUAACUAAUGCAUCAAUGUCCAUCAAAAAGGACCUGCAGGACAUUGCGAACGAGACAAAUGAUGAACACAUGGAAUCAUGGGGGGAACUAAUCCUCAAUUCGUCACCUCCAGUGCCCUUAACACCGCUCACCCCUUUCGUUGACACGCACUAUCUGUACAAGUACAGCGUAGCGUAUUCAAACGAAAAGCUGAAGAGGAUCAUUGGAUACAAGUUUAAGUACCCGAAAUUUGGCGCCGAGCAGGUUGGGGAUAUUGUACGAUCGUUCCAGGAGGAAGGGACCUGGCCCAACUAA
Messenger RNA from Cantharellus anzutake, 1341 nucleotides. RefSeq lists its product as uncharacterized. NCBI's taxonomy places the organism in Eukaryota, Fungi, Basidiomycota, Agaricomycetes, Cantharellales, Hydnaceae. The coding region runs from base 1 to 1341 and encodes 446 amino acids. The record is from RefSeq and is a predicted model, not a curated record. The transcript is spliced from 8 exons.